AUGACUAGUAGCAGAUCAUCAGACCAAUCCGACGCCGCGUCGUUUGGAAACAAGGGCACACACCGAGGAAGCAGCGCAGAUAAGCCUGGCGAGUUUGCAGAAGCGGCAGCGGGGACGAUAGAAAAGCGGCCAGGGACCUCGUGGAAGAUAUGGUACCAGAACCGACGGCCAUCGAUGAACACCAGCAGCGCGCGGAAUCUCAGCGCGAAGCUGGAGAAGCCUAGCGAGACCGCGGCAGCGCAGUCGGCUACGGGUACGGCUUCGAUGACUGCGACGGCGAUGUCGUGGUGGCGGCGGGGCUCCUUCACCUCUCUGAAGGGCAUGAGCCGGCGCUGCUCGGACGCCAGCAACGGGACGGGGGGUGAGGUGGUCGCGGAGCAGGUGGUCGCGGAGCAGCCGACGCCGCUGUCGCCGGCGGAGGCGCGAGACACCAAGGUGAGGAAGCGGGCGUGGCCGCUGUGGGCGAAGAGCAGCACCGCUGCGACCGUGGAUGACGAGACGGCGCAGCAGCAUACGAGUCGGCUGCGUAAGCCGGUGAUCAACGAACUGAUCGUCGCGAGCCGGGACGCGCUUCUGUUCCUGCCAAAAACAGCCAAGGAGGGGGCGCCGCAGGCGGCCGGCAAGGAGGAGAGCGCGGGCCAAUCGCACCUUCUGGUGCCGUCGUUUGACAUCUUGCCGAAGUAUACGACGCUGUCGUAUCUGUACUCCUCUUUGGGUAGCAUAGGUUACCGAUUGAACCUGCUGUCGGAGAGCCGCGUGCAGCACCAGACGCUGUACCGACGGGGCCCGGACAUGAUGCUGAACUACCUGUCUGCGCAUAAAACGCGCCCGGUCAAGGUGCUCCUGGUGGGAGUGCACGGUUUCUUCCCCAUGAAAGUGAUCAGGCCGCUGAUCGGCGAGCCGACCGGCACGUCGACCAAGUUUAUCACAGAGGCAGAGAAGACCGUGUUGCAGUGGUUUCGGGAUCGGCAGACGCCUGUGGACGUAAGCAAGAUCGCUCUCGAAAAGGAGGGAAAGGUCUUCGAGCGGGUCGACUUCUUCUUCGAAGUGAUGAAGAAGUGGGCGAAUGAGAUCAACGAAGCCGACUUUGUCUACUUCGUUGCGCACUCGCAGGGCUGUCCGGUGACGAUUAUUCUGCUAGCUAAGUUACUGGAGGCAGGCGUUAUACAGUUGCAUUCUGUCUAUGUUGACCGGGAAAUGACCAACGAGCUCGCCGAGGAGCGCAGGAGAAAGGUGGUCAGCGUGUUGGCCAUGGCUGGUAUUAACAACGGCCCCUUCUAUGGGGUGGACCAAACGUUCUUGGUCAAGGCAUACUCGACAAUCGAAAACGACUCUCUGCAGGAGCUCUUCCAAUUUCAGGACUUUAACACCGUGCAGUCCAAGAAGUACAUCCAGUCCCUCAGGCUCAUCAUCGCAAGCAACGUCAAGAUCACGUACGUCGGGUCGAUCAACGACCAGUUGGUGCCACUGUACUCCUCGACUUGCUUGUUUGCACAUCAUCCAAACAUCUUCAGGGCAACCUUUAUAGACAAGGACUCUAAGACGCCAGCAUUUAUUACUCGCAUAGUUAAAAUUGCGCACCACCUGAUUAACAUGGGCUACGAUGACCACAAUAUCGUUAAGGAAAUCAGUGCGUCGUUAGCCGGGACUCUCACCGGUGGUGGGCACUCAAAAGUUUACAACGAACACCAGGUUUACGAGCUCGGCAUCAAAUUUGCAUUGGAGACCACCGACCUCCCCGUCGACGUGCCCGUCAUCUACAAGCCGUAUCAGGUCAACCAGCUGGGCUCCAACCCCUACCACCUGCCCUGGUGCAUGCGCGGCCUGCUUUACGAGACCGGGGCCCACCUGGACAAGGAGGAGAUCAUCAUGCUGUUCAAGGAGUUCGACGAGUGGGAGCCGGACUCCAAGCAGCUCAAAGACGUCAAGUACAGGCUCAGCGGGCUCAAGUCAAAGCUCUAG
Eremothecium gossypii ATCC 10895 is the source of this 1962-nucleotide messenger RNA. RefSeq lists its product as uncharacterized. The record is from RefSeq and is marked provisional. NCBI's taxonomy places the organism in Eukaryota, Fungi, Ascomycota, Saccharomycetes, Saccharomycetales, Saccharomycetaceae. Bases 1 to 1962 code for a protein of 653 amino acids. The transcript has a single exon.